Molecule: messenger RNA, 1222 nt
Organism: Syzygium oleosum
Lineage: Eukaryota; Viridiplantae; Streptophyta; Magnoliopsida; Myrtales; Myrtaceae
Product: UDP-galactose/UDP-glucose transporter 3
Exons: 7
Coding region: 31-1029 (332 amino acids)
Biological process (GO): UDP-galactose transmembrane transport
Cellular component (GO): endoplasmic reticulum membrane; Golgi membrane
Molecular function (GO): UDP-galactose transmembrane transporter activity; UDP-glucose transmembrane transporter activity
Source: RefSeq, a predicted model, not a curated record
UGUCUUCCGGCGGCGUUUUCGGGCCAAUCCAUGGAAGCUCACGGCACCGGCCUCCGCCGCGUGUUGGUGCUGGCAUUGUGCGUCGCUGGAAUCUGGUCCGCCUAUAUCUAUCAGGGAGUUCUGCAAGAGACUCUGUCCACCAAACGUUUUGGUCCAGAUGGGAAGAGAUUUGAGCACCUUUCCUUUCUGAACUUGGCCCAGAAUGUGGUCUGUUUAAUCUGGUCAUAUAUAAUGAUAAAAAUUUGGUCUAGAAGUGGUUCUGGAGGGGCUCCGUUGUGGACUUUUUGGAGCCCUGGAAUUACAAACACUAUUGGUCCUGCUAUGGGAAUUGAAGCACUGAAGUACAUCAGUUACCCUGCCCAGGUCCUGGCAAAAUCAUCAAAGAUGAUUCCAGUGAUGCUGAUGGGUACUCUAGUUUAUGGUAUAAGAUACACUUUCCCUGAGUACAUAUGCUCUUUACUUGUGGCUGGUGGAGUUUCUACCUUCGCUUUAUUAAAGACCAGCACGAAAACUAUCAGCAAGUUGGCGCAUCCCAAUGCCCCUCUAGGAUAUCUUCUGUGUUUCCUCAAUCUUAUGUUUGAUGGAUUUACAAAUGCGACUCAGGAUUCAAUUACGGCAAGGUACCCAAAGACUACUGCUUGGGACAUAAUGUUAGGAAUGAACCUUUGGGGAACCAUAUACAACCUAAUAUACAUGUUUGGCUGGCCACAAGGUAUUGGAUAUGAGGCCGUCCAGUUCUGCAAGCUGCAUCCUGAGGCAGCGUGGGACAUCUUCCUCUAUUGCCUCUGUGGUGCAGUGGGUCAGAAUUUUAUUUUCCUAACCAUUAGCCGAUUUGGCUCCCUCGCUAACACCACCAUCACCACUACACGCAAGUUCGUGAGCAUAGUUGUGUCCUCAGUAUUAAGCGGCAACCCCUUGUCAAUCAAACAAUGGGGUUGUGUUGUCAUGGUCUUCUCUGGAUUGUCAUACCAGAUCUUCCUCAAAUGGAGGAAAUUGCAGAGGAUGCAGAAGAAGAGGAAGGCCAUGUGAAUAAGGUUCUGCGACAACUCCUGGCCUUUAUAAUUAGCUCUUCCUGCGACAUCCUAUUUACAACUUACUUGUUCGCUUGUAUAAUUGUGUGACCUGAAGGUCCGGUAGUUUCAAAUUUAGGCAACAGGUAGCAUAUUGAUCAAUGUAAUUCGGUAGAUACUUUUACAAGGAGGAGAGAGUUUUGUCUUCAGAA